Messenger RNA from Ustilaginoidea virens, 333 nucleotides. RefSeq lists its product as uncharacterized. NCBI's taxonomy places the organism in Eukaryota, Fungi, Ascomycota, Sordariomycetes, Hypocreales, Clavicipitaceae. The record is from RefSeq and is a predicted model, not a curated record. The coding region runs from base 1 to 333 and encodes 110 amino acids. The transcript has a single exon.
AUGCACCUCUUUCGCAUCGUUAUCGGCCUCGUCGCCCUCCUGGCCCCCCUUGCCGCGGCUAAUGGAGCCGGCAUUAUCGACCCCAGCGCUUUGGCCCAGUUUAGAGUCUUUCAAGCCCAGCUGGACCCGAACCACCAGUAUACCAAGACGUCCCUUGUUAAAGACGGCCGAGGCGACUAUUUAAUCCGGGUUGACGUCUACAGCUACGCCGAACCAGAGAGGCAAUCCUAUAGAUUAUUUCCAGCUAGCAGGUACGCCUUGCAGAUUCUCAACGAGCAGAAUAGCGACCAGAAAAAUCCCAACCCGCGCAGUCGCAAUCGCAAGCACAUUUAG